GCAGCGCCGCGGCCCGAGUCCUGGCCAGUGCCUCUGCUUCCGGCUCGUAGUCCUCUCUUCAUACAUACUUCGCCAUGUCCGAGACCGCCCCUGCCGCUCCCGCCGCACCGGCCCCCGCUGAGAAGACCCCCGUGAAGAAGAAGGCCCGCAAGGCCGCAGGUGGCGCGAAGCGCAAGGCGUCGGGACCCCCGGUGUCCGAGCUCAUCACCAAGGCCGUGGCCGCCUCCAAGGAGCGCAGCGGCGUGUCCCUGGCCGCGCUCAAGAAGGCGCUGGCGGCCGCCGGCUACGACGUGGAGAAGAACAACAGCCGCAUCAAACUGGGGCUCAAGAGCCUGGUGAGCAAGGGCACCCUGGUGCAGACCAAGGGCACCGGCGCCUCCGGCUCCUUCAAGCUCAACAAGAAGGCGGCUGCCGGCGAGGCCAAGCCCAAAGCCAAGAAGGCGGGCGCGGCCAAGGCGAAGAAGCCCGCGGGCGCAGCCAAGAAGCCCAAGAAGGCUGCGGGAGCCGCCACCCCUAAGAAAACCAAGAAGACCCCAAAGAAAGCGAAGAAGCCCGCUGCAGCUGCAGGAGCCAAAAAGGCUAAGAGCCCGAAGAAGACGAAAGCAGCUAAGCCCAAGAAGACGCCCAAGAGCCCUGCCAAGGCGAAAGCGGUGAAGCCCAAAGCGGCCAAACCCAAAACCGCCAAGCCUAAGGCAGCUAAGCCAAAGAAAACCGCAGCCAAGAAAAAGUAAAUUUUCCUUGGCCAACUGCUUAGAAGCCGAACAACCCAAAGGCUCUUUUCAGAGCCACCCACAAAUCUCAGUGAAA
Acomys russatus (golden spiny mouse) is the source of this 807-nucleotide messenger RNA. Its product is annotated as histone H1.4. The transcript has a single exon. The record is from RefSeq and is a predicted model, not a curated record. NCBI's taxonomy places the organism in Eukaryota, Metazoa, Chordata, Mammalia, Rodentia, Muridae. The coding region runs from base 75 to 731 and encodes 218 amino acids. Gene Ontology annotation, molecular function: DNA binding; structural constituent of chromatin. Gene Ontology annotation, biological process: nucleosome assembly. Gene Ontology annotation, cellular component: nucleosome.